AUGGCGUACUCCAUCUUUGGACUGCUCCUGGUCCCUCCUAUCACAUUUGCAUUAUGGAAUCUCCAAUGUUUAUGGCGCAACUAUCGUCUUGCCCAGAAGAUGAACAUCCCUAUUGUCAUUUUGCCAGCGGCCGGAGACAAUCCUGUUUGGAUUCUGACAUGUAAAUAUAUUAUCGCCGUUCUGCGUUUUAUAUUCGGAGAAAUCGAUAUGGUCAAAUAUUCGUAUCCGGGGUGGGGAAGCGUUGUCAAACACCGAAUGCAUGAGGAGUUGGGUGAUGUUGUUGUUCAUGUUACUCCGGCGUAUAAUUGGUUAUACAUCUGCGAGGCCGAGGCGAUCAACGAGGUAUUCAAAAGAAGCAAAGAUUUCGACCGACCUCCGAAUCUAUUAGCUAUACUGGAUGUUUUCGGUCCCAAUAUCUCGACCGCCAUAGGGGCUGAUUGGCAGCGGCAACGUAAAGUCACAUCAGCACCAUUUUCCGAUUCCAAUAAUGCUCUGGUCUGGACGGAAUCUGUGAGCCAAGCCAAGCAAAUGAUUGAUUACUGGGUUUCCUUUACCAAGCCAGUGCGAACGACCGACGAGGAUACACGGACGCUUUCGCUCCAUGUUCUUUCGGGCGCGGGGUUUGGAAAGCAAUACUCGUUCAGUAGUAGUGCUGAAAAGCCGAAAGAAGGUCACAGGUUCAAUUAUCGUGAUUCUAUCGCCCUCGUGUUAGAGAACUGCGUUCUGAUCUUCAUUCUUGGUACAAAAUUACUUGCGAAGCUAGCGGGCUGGCCCAUAUUUGGCCGAUUGUCCAAUGUUGGACAGGCUACGAUUGAUUUCAAAGACCACAUGACGACAAUGCUUGCCGAAGAGAAAGUAGCCAUUGCAGAAGGAAAACCGCGUGCAGCAACAAUCACUAAUUCUUUGAUUCGUGCAAGUGAGCAAAAUGGAUCUACCAAAGACGAAGGAUUCAAAGGGUUGACGGAAGAUGAGAUUUACGGCAACAUAUUCGUCUAUAACUUCGCUGGACAUGACACAACUGCUACAGUGUUUAAUUGGGCAUUCUAUCUUCUAGCUGCUUACCCAGAAGUCCAAGAUUGGAUGUUUGAGGAGAUUGAGGCUGUUUGUGGUAAUGGAGAUUUGGCAACGAUAGAGUUCAAAGAUAUUUACUCUAAACUUCCUAGAUGUUUGGCAGUAAUGUACGAGACCCUCCGACUGUGGAAUCCAUUACAAGGAAUCUGCAAAUCAACAUUUCUCGAACCACAGCAGCUGACGAUUGGAAAUCAAACCAUCACGAUUCCCCCCGACACGCGAAUCAUUCCAAACGUCAACGCAAUCCACAGUUUACCGCGAUACUGGGGAAAAGACAGUUUGGAGUGGAAACCCUCGCGAUGGACUGUCAAUUUAAACCCUGAGCCUACCAAAGAAGGACAUACCAAACCCGUCGAAGGAUUCUUCGCUCCCACCAGAGGUUCAUAUCUCGCCUGGUCAGACGGUCUACGUCCAUGUCCUGGGAGAAAAUUUAGCCAAGUGGAGUUUGUCGCAACGAUGGUUGGAGUAUUCCAGCACCAUAGAGUCGAAGUUGCCCCUGAGAAGGGGGAGACGUUGUUUGAUGCUAGAGAGCGUGUUAAGAGAGUUACGGAGGAUAAGAUGGUUGUUAUUUUGCAGCAGAUGAGAGAUCCUAAGAGUGUUGGAUUGAGAUGGGAAGCCAGAUAA
This is a messenger RNA of Glarea lozoyensis ATCC 20868, 1695 nucleotides long. RefSeq names its product Cytochrome P450. Lineage: Eukaryota; Fungi; Ascomycota; Leotiomycetes; Helotiales; Helotiaceae. The transcript has 4 exons. The record is from RefSeq and is a predicted model, not a curated record. Gene Ontology annotation, molecular function: monooxygenase activity; iron ion binding; oxidoreductase activity, acting on paired donors, with incorporation or reduction of molecular oxygen. Bases 1 to 1695 code for a protein of 564 amino acids.